This is a messenger RNA of Macaca mulatta (Rhesus monkey), 2188 nucleotides long. It is a transcript of the gene AURKB, whose product is annotated as aurora kinase B. The record is from RefSeq and is a predicted model, not a curated record. NCBI's taxonomy places the organism in Eukaryota, Metazoa, Chordata, Mammalia, Primates, Cercopithecidae. Gene Ontology annotation, biological process: protein phosphorylation. Gene Ontology annotation, molecular function: protein kinase activity; ATP binding.
AAAGCUCUGCAACGAAGGACUAGGUCCAAGGACCGCAGCCGGAGGCGGGAAUUGUCAAGAUCCCAGGUUACGGAAUGGCACCGAGUCGGUGACCAAAGGAAGCAGGAACCCGGGUGUUCAAGGCAGUCCUCCAGGGCGGCGCGGGGGCUAGGCUGAGGCCACUCCCUUCCACUUCCUCGACGCUAUUUCCUGGGAGGAGUUGGAGCUGGCGGCCCGGAGCCAAGGGACUCCCAGACCCGUGCUCCAAAAUACUAGGCUUGGGGGAGGCUGGUUCCUGAGCGGCGCCAGGACCGUUCUGCCAUGCAUAGUGGACCCGGCACUACAGCUAGCCUGGCACGACCUCUAGGGCGGUUCGCAACGGCAUUCGUACGUCGGCUCGUUGGUCUAGGGGUAUGAUUCUCGCUUCGGGUGCGAGAGGUCCCGGGUUCAAAUCCCGGACGAGCCCUCCUUUACGUUUUGCUGAAACAAGAGUGUCUUCAAGGAAUGUGUUACCUGACCAGCGCUGCAGGAGGCUUCACUGGAAAUCAUCAAUGUACAGUAAGCUCUUUUGUGGCACCGGGGUAACAGAAAGAAUCUCAGUCCCCAGACCCGCCUGGCAUGUCAGGAAGAGACGAGGCACGCCCAGACUUGGGCAGGACGCUCCCUUUCUGCUUCUUGACUUCCUGCGUGGUGUCUCAACUCCGCCACUACAGCCUGGUUUCGGUUUGAUUGACACCCAUCAAUCUAUAGUUGUGGAUGACAGUGUUCGGGAGAGCCCAGGAACUGUCAGAACUUGGUUCUCUGCAGCCCUGGAGGUACUCUGUCUCUUUCGGUCACUCCAUCUGACGAUGGGUGCCUGAAAUACACCUACAGUUUUUGGUCGGCUUUUCUCGGUGGUCGGAAGAACAGAACCCUUAGGAACUCUGCUGUCAGCAAGCCGAGUGUAAAGUCCCAGAUCAAGGAUUCGGAGACGACCGUUGACGGGUCACUCCUCGUUAGUAUAGUGCUCUCCUCCCCCUUUCCCUCUAAGGAUGGCCCAGAAGGAGAACGCCUACCCCUGGCCCUACGGCCGGCAGACGGCUCCGUCUGGCCUGAGCACCCUGCCCCAGCGAGUCCUCCGGAAAGAGCCUGUCACCCCAUCUGCACUUGUCCUCAUGAGCCGCUCCAAUGUCCAGCCCACAGCUGCCCCUGGCCAGAAGGUGGUGGAGAACAGCAGUGGGACACCCAACAUCUUAAUCAGGCGGCACUUCACAAUUGAUGACUUUGAGAUUGGGCGUCCUCUGGGCAAAGGCAAGUUUGGAAACGUGUACUUGGCUCGGGAGAAGAAAAGCCAUUUCAUCGUGGCGCUCAAGGUCCUCUUCAAGUCCCAGAUAGAGAAGGAGGGCGUGGAGCAUCAGCUGCGCAGAGAGAUCGAAAUCCAGGCCCACCUGCACCAUCCCAACAUCCUGCGUCUUUACAACUAUUUUUACGACCGGAGGAGGAUCUACUUGAUUCUAGAGUAUGCGCCCCGCGGGGAGCUCUACAAGGAGCUGCAGAAGAGCCGCACAUUUGAUGAGCAGCGAACAGCCACGAUCAUGGAGGAGUUGGCAGAUGCUCUGAUGUACUGCCACGGGAAGAAGGUGAUUCACAGAGACAUAAAGCCAGAGAAUCUGCUCUUAGGGCUCAAGGGAGAGCUGAAGAUUGCUGACUUUGGCUGGUCUGUGCAUGCGCCCUCCCUGAGGAGGAAGACAAUGUGUGGCACCCUGGACUACCUGCCCCCAGAGAUGAUUGAGGGGCGCACACACAACGAGAAGGUGGAUCUGUGGUGCAUUGGAGUGCUUUGCUAUGAGUUGCUGGUGGGAAACCCACCGUUUGAGAGCGCAUCACACAACGAGACCUAUCGGCGCAUCGUCAAGGUGGACCUAAAGUUCCCCGCUUCUGUGCCCACGGGAGCCCAGGACCUCAUCUCUAAACUGCUCAGGCAUAACCCCUCGGAACGGCUGCCCCUGGCCCAGGUCUCAGCCCACCCCUGGGUCCGGGCCAACUCUCGGAGGGUGCUGCCUCCCUCUGCCCUUCAAUCUGUUGCCUGAUGGUCCCUGUCAUUCACUGGGGUGUGUCUGUGUUUUGUAUGUUUGUGUAUGUAUAGGGGAAAGAAGGGAUCCUGCACUGUUCCCUUAUCUGUCUUCUACCUCCUCCUUUGUUUAAUAAAGGCUGAAGCUUUUUGUACUGA